Molecule: messenger RNA, 2658 nt
Organism: Prunus dulcis (almond)
Lineage: Eukaryota; Viridiplantae; Streptophyta; Magnoliopsida; Rosales; Rosaceae
Product: BTB/POZ domain-containing protein At3g50780
Exons: 5
Coding region: 650-2263 (537 amino acids)
Molecular function (GO): protein binding
Source: RefSeq, a predicted model, not a curated record
CCUUGAAAAUCUAGCAACGUUCCAACAACGCCAGCACAAGGAACACAAUAAAGAACACAGAAAAAGUUCCGGCCAAAGAAAGAGAACAGAGAAAAAGAACCCAAAAAAUAAUAGAAAACUGAGGAGAGACAAGUGUAAGGCGUGCCUGCUUGAGUCUGUUUGAUACUGUGAAAGUGUUUUCCAGAUAGAGUAGAGAGAGAAUAUUUUGCAGAGGCAAACGACAUGUAAAUUCUGAAGCCAACAUACAGAUAAUCAUCAUCAAAAGCAUAGGACCAUUUUUUUUCCUCGAUCAAGUAGCAUAGGAGCAUAGGUAGACAGAAACUGGUGAAGUAGAAAAACACAACCCUCUCUGUUCACUGGUUCCCUUGAUGCCUGACACCGAGAGCUCACAUUCAAUCAUUUUAGGGGCACUCGUGGGCUUAAAAAAUAAGAGAUUGGAGAUAAAUAUUCAGAGGCCUCUCAGAUUACCCAGUUCUUGUGAAAUUGCUAGCUGGGUUGGUGCUUUGAGUAUCACAUUCCUUCAAUUUUCACUAAAUUGAAAGUCUUGUUGUGGAUCUCUUUUGAAGCGGUAAAGGGUUUUGGUUCCAAAGCAUUGUAUUGGGAUCCACAGCAAUGCGCUAACUGCAAUUUCUGUAAAUUCUUGUGAAAUAUGGCUGAAAUUAGACUUACAAGGGUAGAACAAGGCCAAACCAAGAUUAGAAAUGUCCCAAUUGCCGUGACACCAGAAGGUUUCUGGUGUUGCCCUUCUCCUGUUGUGUUUCAAAAGACCCUCAAAGCUCAAAAUUCCCUACACAAACCCAAGCCCUCAUCACCACCACCACCACCCAAGACAACAGCUCAGAGGAAACAAACACCACUUAGUGAAAAAAAGCUAGCGUUUACCCCAUCGAGAUCAGGGAGUAUUAAUGAUGGUCAACGAGCAUUUGGUCCUGAGGCGCCUGAUGCACCCACGGUGAGUGCUUCUCUGGUUCCCGAGAGAGUCCCGAGGCCCAAAGUUGAAAAUUUGCCAAGGAAAGUUGCAAUUGAGUUUGGUGAACCUGGAACUAGUGAUAUGAAGGUGGUUCUACUUGGAAAACAAGGAUUUUGUGUGAAGUUGAGCGUUCACAAGAAUGUUCUAGUGGAGCAUAGCAACUUUUUCGCUGAUAAGCUUUCUGAACAACAGUCUGGUUCAUCCUGUCUUGAAAUCGAAGAAUGUGAUGAUGUUGAAAUAUAUGUUGAAACCGUUGGAUUGAUGUAUUGCAAAGACAUGAGGCAACGGCUGAUGAAACAGAGUGUCUCUCGUGUACUCCGUAUUCUGAAGAUUGCAGAACUUCUUGCCUUCAACUCGUGCAUGCAGUCAUGUUUAGAAUACUUGGAAGCAGUCCCAUGGGUUGGGGAUGAAGAAGAAGAAAAAGUAGUCUCAUCAGUCUUGCGACUCCAGAGUGAGGGUAUUGGGGUCACUCCAGUAUUGAAACGAGUCUCCUCUGACAUUUCUAAACCCCCUAAGGACACACUUUCCCACAUAAUUGAACUUGUUCUCGCAAGCAAUGAGGAGAGAGGCAGGCGUGAAAUGAAAUCCGUUGUGCUGAAGCUCCUUAAGGAGAACAACAGUGCCUCAAGCUCUACAGGUUCAGCUGAUGUCUGCCAUGAAACACUGUAUAACUCAUGCAGAUGCUGUUUGAACUUGCUUUUGUCCCUGUUCAAGCAGGCUACAGAACCAGAGUGUGCUGAUAAACCCGUCGACAACAAAGAACCUGUGGUGAAGCAAAUAGCUUUGGCUUCUGAUAACCUCUCAUGGUUGCUUGAGAUUUUGGCUGACAAACAAGCAGCAGACGAAUUUGGAGUAAUGUGGGCUAGCCAGCAAGAAUUGGCAUCCUUGCAUACAAAGCUGCCUAUUGUGUCUCGUUACCAUGUUAGCUGUAUUACGGCAAGGCUGUUUGUUGGCAUUGGUAGAGGGGAGCUGCUGCCAUGUAAGGAUACCCGCCAACUGUUGUUACAAACCUGGUUACAGCCAUUGAUCAAUGACUACAAUUGGCUGCAACAUGGGUGCCGGUCAUUUGACCGGAAGGUUGUGGAAGAAGGAAUUGGUAGGACAAUCCUCACUCUGCCUCUAGAGGACCAGCAAAGUAUUUUGCUUUCUUGGUUGGGCAGUUUUCUGAAGGCUGGUGAUAGCUGCCCAAAUCUUCAGAGGGCCUUUGAAGUUUGGUGGCGGAGAACUUUCGUCAGACCCUAUGUGGAAGGGCAAGGCAGUUCACUUCAGUCAGAUAGCUCAAUGACAUCAUAGUAGAUCUUAAGAGUAAAGAGUUACAAUAACCAGUGAGAGAAAUGUUUGUAUCUAAAUUUAGCGGUGUUUUGUUCCAUAGUAUGUGGGAGAACAGAGGCUUGAAAGAUUUCUCAUUUUCUUAAGGCUAACGUGACAGAUUUCUGUGAAGUCAAAAGAGUGAACUGAUGAACUUCAGAGAAAUUUCCAUGCUUUUAAGUGAUGUAAGAAACUGCUUUUGUAUUUGAUGAUGUGAUGUGGGUUGGUUGUUUCUUGUGGAAAUUCUUGAAAAGGAGAGUUGAUUGAACUUGUUGCCUCAUGUGAGCCUACUAGCUUCAGAGUGGAUCAGCCAAAAGCUCUUUGCCCCUCAUGAUGUUCAUGUAAUAUAAUGUUCACCAAAGGCUUUAGUUUUUCUAUAA